AUGGCAAGGGCUUCUGGUUCAGUGCGUAAGGCCAUGAAGGGCUCAAGCGAUGAUGACAGGAUUAGCAAUUUGCCAGAUUCCAUGAUUUUUCAUAUCCUUUCCUUUCUCCAAACAAAGGAUGUGGUUGUCACAAGUGUUUUAUCCAAGAGGUGGAAGUCUUUCUGGACUAAAGUGAACACCCUUGAAUUUAAAUCUCGUGAUGAAGACAAGAAGGAGUCAAAAGGUAACAAAAGCAUGACUUUUCCGCAGUUUGUUAACAAUGUCUUAUUUCGUAAUGAUGCUCAACACUUGGAUAAGUUUCGGCUCAGAUGGAUCGACAGUGGAUGCAAUGCAUGGUACGUUAACAUGUGGGUCAAUCAAGCAAUCAUUCGGAAUGUCAGAUAUCUUUGUCUACGAGUUGAUAAUUCCGAUAUUCGCCUUCCUAGUAACCUUUUCACUAGCGGGACACUAGAAACUCUACUAUCCCAAGGGCAUUUUUUAUUUAAAGUCCCUCAGGUGGUUUGUCUCCCCAAACUGAAGGUGCUGGGACUUAAUGACGUUAUAUAUGAAUCUGCCGAGUCCUUCCAGACACUUAUAUCUAGUUGUCCUGUUCUCGAACAUCUAUUUAUCCAAUGUUCUGGCUUGCAUGAUAGCAAGAUACUCUAUAAAAUUUCUUCUGCUUCACUGAGAACUCUUCAUAUGUGUUCCAAAAACUCGCCGGCAUACCGUAUCCAGGGCACUGGGAAGUUGGAAAUAGAUGCGCCUUUACUUGAAUGGAUGUAUUUGGAGGAUUACAAUUGGAAGGAAUUCUCGGUGACAUGUCCGGCGUCUUUGACCAACGUGAUACUUUCUUUCAAUCUCUCUGGUUGCCCCUUCGAUAUCGGUCGAUGCAAUUUGAUUACAAAUCUGAUUAAAACUCUGAACAAUGUUAGGUCUCUGGAAUUGAAAGGAACCAUCAUUAAGGCUCUUAGCUACACAGCUACCCCAAUGUCAACAACGUUUGAGAGAUUAACCAAAUUAGAUAUCCAUUGUGGUUGUGGAGAGUGGAGCUGUUUGAGUUCCGUGCUUCAAUGCGUGAACGAAUUACAAGUCCUUAAAUUUACAAAGGCGCGUUGUGAUCAAUUAUGCGCUCAUGGGGAAUGUUGGAGCGAACCCAAAGACAUUCCUAAGUGCUUGUCCACCAGAAGUCUUGAAGAAAUUUCAUUCAGGGGAUUCCAGGGCUUGAAGGAUGAGAUUGGAAUGGUUAGUUAUGUUCUCAAGCAUGGUUUGGGGAUGAGAAGAAUUGAUCUGAGCAGUGGAGUUUGUGAACCAAAAGAAGAGUUGCAAAUCCUCAAGAAGGUUAUGGCGAUUCCCAGUUGUUCUCCUGCAUCAUGUGAAAUCUAUUUUAAUAGAGAUGCUUUACCGAGGUGCUGCUGCUGUCGUCCCCCGGCCUGA
Molecule: messenger RNA, 1413 nt
Organism: Oldenlandia corymbosa var. corymbosa
Lineage: Eukaryota; Viridiplantae; Streptophyta; Magnoliopsida; Gentianales; Rubiaceae
Source: the annotation of a GenBank genome assembly